This is a messenger RNA of Pleuronectes platessa (European plaice), 1275 nucleotides long. RefSeq lists its product as uncharacterized. The record is from RefSeq and is a predicted model, not a curated record. The transcript has 11 exons. Lineage: Eukaryota; Metazoa; Chordata; Actinopteri; Pleuronectiformes; Pleuronectidae. Bases 1 to 1275 code for a protein of 424 amino acids.
AUGGUGGCCUACUCCCCAGACAAAGCUCUCUCCCUAAAUGAAGCCAAAGCAGACACGGAAGCCGCUCUGUCCCCAGACUCUCCACUGCUGGUGUUGCCCAUUACCCGAUUCAAAUACAAGUUUGGGCUUCCUGAUGCUACUGAACUUGAUGCUUUUGAUGAAACCAACACAGUAGUUGAGGAAGACAUCUUUUCUCAACUGGUAGAGGCCAGUCCGGAUAUGCCUGACACUCAGACACUGGAGGAAGACAUCAUUCUUGAGAUACAGAUUGAUCCUGGUCCAAAUCCAACAACACAAGAUGACAUUUCAGAGGACGAUCAUUCAACAUCAUCCUCCCUCACGGAUACCAACACAUCACUGUCUUCAAGUGACAAUGACCCCUCUAGUCGAAUAGAAAAUGGGAUUCCUAUAGGCAGACGUACAUCCAGCUCUGAAGUCAUACCCAGGCCUGCCACAGAGGUUUCUGAGUCAGAGGCUGCAAAACAGAUGGUAAAAAAUGCCUUGCUUUGCAAACCUGGGGGUGAGGAUGUCAUCGAAGAGUACAAGGCAGAAAAGUCACUCACUCACAGCACCCGGAGAAAGCUUGUCAACUUAUUGGCUAGCCAUAUGACUGAGAGCCAUAGGAGGAUGCCUUCCCGUAAACAUAAGGAGAAGUAUGCCCUGGGAAUCAUAACACUCUUUCCUUCACUAAAGGAUCCCUUUUCUCCAAAAGGUUAUCUGAAUCAAGACUUCCUUCUACUGUUUGGAGCUGAAACAGCCUCUUUCAGGUCCAAGGUUAUAGAGAGAGGGGAGACCUCUCCUUAUAUUGGCCCCGUUAUCAAUGAGGCCAAACACCUGACUCAGUCAAUUGAGCUGAGCCAACUUCUAAAAGCUGCUGAGAAACUGACAGUUAGCUCUGGACGGAAGAGGACCAAGAUAAGCCCCAGUAAUGCAGUGGACAAAAUGUUGCACUUUCACAAGUCAUGCUGCAGCUUGGAUGAACACCUUCGGAGAAGAGAUGGUAGACAACCAUACUUCCUUGCUGUUGGUCGAACCAGGAACAGGAUUGACACUUUCUACAUUGUUGUGGACAAACAGCUCAUCCCCUGCCAAUCCACUAGCUUGUUGGGUGCAUUUGAUGAACUGUUUAAAUCCCACUACUUGUUCAACCUGUCGUACGAUGAGUACCUGGGCCAGGUCUUCACCUUUGUUCAAACAACAGUCUACAAUAUCGAUGUAGCAACAACAAAUGAGUCUCCUAGAGUUCGUGAGUUUCGUGCUAUAGUCUUCAACUAA